Molecule: messenger RNA, 1377 nt
Organism: Perca flavescens (yellow perch)
Lineage: Eukaryota; Metazoa; Chordata; Actinopteri; Perciformes; Percidae
Gene: hrasb
Product: HRas proto-oncogene, GTPase b
Exons: 6
Coding region: 383-952 (189 amino acids)
Biological process (GO): signal transduction
Cellular component (GO): membrane
Molecular function (GO): GTPase activity; GTP binding
Source: RefSeq, a predicted model, not a curated record
GGUAACCAUACUGUCGGUAACCGGGGCGGUUCUAUGUUUGAUAGAGCUGGGCGUGGGCUCGACACUCCUCAUCCCCUCUGCUCUCUGUGGAAGCACAUUGUUCAACGCGGGCUCGUUUUACCCAGAACCAAUGAAUGCCUUGGUGCAUUACAGCUACUGAAAAUUAAACGCGUUACCAGAUAGAAUAAGGUGCAGAUGCUAAAGACGGCGGGAAGCGGACCGAGAACAUUUUGUUUCCUUCUGAUAAACGCCAACGUUACAGCUAAGAGGCAACAGAGUUGAAUCUUUUUUCUUCUUCACCGGUAGACGAAACGUCGCUCUUGUCGCUAAUUAGACCUCUGCUCGUUCAGCGGUGUGUGUGUGGUGAGCAGCAGCGGCAAAGAUGACGGAGUAUAAGCUGGUGGUGGUGGGAGCUGGAGGUGUGGGCAAGAGUGCACUUACCAUCCAGCUCAUCCAGAACCACUUUGUGGAUGAGUAUGACCCCACCAUAGAGGACUCGUACAGGAAACAGGUUGUGAUUGACGGGGAAACCUGCCUGCUGGACAUCCUGGACACUGCAGGUCAGGAGGAGUACAGCGCCAUGAGGGAUCAGUACAUGAGGACAGGGGAGGGUUUCCUCUGUGUCUUCGCCAUCAACAACACCAAGUCUUUUGAGGACAUUCACCAGUACAGAGAACAGAUCAAACGUGUGAAGGACUCAGACGAUGUUCCCAUGGUGCUUGUGGGAAACAAAUGUGACCUCCCGGCACGCACGGUGGACACAAGGCAAGCCCAAGAACUUGCCCGCUCUUACGGCAUCCCUUACAUCGAGACCUCUGCCAAAACACGACAGGGAGUAGAGGACGCCUUCUACACACUGGUUAGGGAGAUCAGACAGCAUAAGCUGAGGAAGCUGAACCCACCUGAUGAGAGCGGUCAGGACUGUAUGAGCUGUCGCUGUGUGGUAUCGUGAUGCAGCUGACUGUUGGCACGUUGAGGGAAAAAAAAAAUGCUACAGCGCGUAGUGGCAGCAUGGACUUAAAGAUAGAAAGAUAAAACGACUCAAUGAUGAAAUAUAAACUUUUUUCAAAAAGAGGAGGAGUGAAGCAAAAGCUCUCAAGGAAACCACCAGAGCUGACUGAACCAUAGACCUUCAUGGAAAGGAGGGUUUGGACUGUUGCCUAAGUGGCUACCUGAAAUAGCCCAGUCCGGCCCCUGUUUUUUGGUCCACACGUCGACCUGUGAGCAACACCACUAAUGACUCUUUUUCACCUCCAGUGUGGUCUCGCUGGGUAGCUCAACAAGUUUCCUGCUAACUUAUUGUUUUCAGUCUCAACACUGGUCUUAAAGGGGGUGUUUCCGACCUCCUCCCACCUUGAAAGCCUAAUUCCAUCCCCC